Messenger RNA from Prionailurus viverrinus (fishing cat), 1447 nucleotides. RefSeq names its product potassium two pore domain channel subfamily K member 17 (gene KCNK17). Gene Ontology annotation, biological process: potassium ion transmembrane transport; stabilization of membrane potential. Gene Ontology annotation, cellular component: membrane. Gene Ontology annotation, molecular function: potassium ion leak channel activity. NCBI's taxonomy places the organism in Eukaryota, Metazoa, Chordata, Mammalia, Carnivora, Felidae. The transcript has 5 exons. The coding region runs from base 1 to 1035 and encodes 344 amino acids. The record is from RefSeq and is a predicted model, not a curated record.
AUGGCUCCAGGCCAUGGCCUCCCUGCCUCUCUGGCUCUGUGCAGACCCCGAGCCCCGGCGGCGUCCGACGACAGGGCUCCACACUGCGCCGUGCCGGGCACCGUGCUCCUGCUGCUCGCCUACCUGGCUUACCUGGCGCUGGGCACCGGCGUGUUCUGGGUGCUGGAGAGCCCCGCGGCGCGUGACUCCAGCGCGAGGUUCCAGCGCGAGAAAUGGGCGCUGCUGCAGAACUUCACGUGUCUGGAUGGCCCGGCGCUGGACUCGUUGAUCCGGGGCAUCGUCCAAGCGUACCAAAGUGGGGACAUCGUCCUUGGCAACACCACCAGCAUGGGGCGCUGGGAGCUCGUGGGCUCCUUCUUCUUUUCUGUGUCCACGGUCACCACGAUUGGCUACGGCAACCUGAGCCCCCAUACGAUGGCUGCCCGCCUCUUCUGCAUCUUCUUUGCUCUUGUGGGGAUCCCGCUCAACCUCGUGGUGCUCAACCGACUGGGGCAUCUCAUGCAGCAGGGAGUGCAUCACUGUGCCCGCAGCCUGGGGGGCGCCUGGCAGGACCCUGCCAAGGCUCGGUGGCUGGCAGGCUCCGGUGCCCUCCUCUCGGGCCUCCUGCUCUUCCUGCUGCUGCCCCCACUGCUCUUCUGCCACAUGGAGGGCUGGAGCUAUGUAGAGAGCUUCUACUUCGCCUUCAUCACCCUCAGCACCGUGGGCUUCGGCGACUACGUGAUCGGGAUGGACCCCUCCCGGAGGUACCCGCUGUGGUACAAGAAUACAGUGUCCCUAUGGAUCCUCUUCGGGAUGGCGUGGCUGGCCUUGAUCAUCAAACUCAUCCUCUCCCUGCUGGAGACCCCGGGGAGAUCAUAUUCCUGCUACCACCACAGCUCCAAAGAGAACUUCAAGCCCCAAAGCUGGAGGCAGAGCCCCGAUGGGGAGGCAGAACCCCGUUUGCCACAGUCAGGCUGCUGUCCAGAGGGGCCUGUGAGAAUCAUGCAGCAUCCAGAACCCUCUACUCAGGUCUCAUGUUGUGGAAAGGGCAACUAGUUAUACUCCCGUAUGCGUUCCAUCUUCCUCAGUAACAAGAGCCCUGGCUUUAAGCUUGGCACAUAACCACCCAGACUAAAGACUACUUUUUUUUAUCUUCCCUUGAGGCUAUUUGCAGCUAUAUGGUUAAAUUCAGCCCAAUUGAAUACACGGAGAAGAAUCCUGUGGUACUUAUGACUGACUUUUUGUGGCAGGUAGUGUGCUCCUCUUCACUACUUCCUUUUUCUAGCUGGCUGCAAUACUGAUAUAGUGGCUGGAGCUCUGGCAACCAUGUUGCACCAUGAGGUAGAGCCAUGUUUGUGAUCUGUGACACAGUAAGACAGGAAGAGCCUGGGUUCCUGAUGGUUGAAGAGCUUCCCUAACAAUCUGGACCGAAUACCUUCAGACUUCAUUUGUGUGAGUGAAAAAUAAA